Molecule: messenger RNA, 460 nt
Organism: Meleagris gallopavo (turkey)
Lineage: Eukaryota; Metazoa; Chordata; Aves; Galliformes; Phasianidae
Source: RefSeq, a predicted model, not a curated record
GCUGCCGACCUCCUCCUCCUCCACCUCACCACCGCCGACCUCCUUGUCCUCCUCUUCCUUGCCUUCAAGUUGGUUGAGGUGGCUGCCAACAUGUUGUGGCCCUUCCCCAAAGCGCUCUGCCCCAUAGCAAACUUCUGCUUCUACUCCAGCAUCUACCUCAGCACUCUCUUUAUGGCUGCCCUCAGUGUGGAGCGCUACUUUGGGGUCGUGUUCCCACACCGCUACAACCGGCGCCGGAGGUUAUGGCGGACGAUGGCCGCCAGCGCCGUCCUUUGGGUGGUGGCAUUGUCCCAUUGUUCCAUCGUCUUUGUGGCAGAACAUCACAGAGAGUUUGGGGUCAGUGGGUCUGAGGCUGAUGGGGAACGUGGUUUUGGGCUGUAUCAGAUCAAGACCUGGGCAUCUGGAAUGGACAAUUCCACUCACGUUGACCCCAUUGGGCUGAAGAUGGACAACUCCCAUU